Danaus chrysippus (African queen) is the source of this 519-nucleotide messenger RNA. Lineage: Eukaryota; Metazoa; Arthropoda; Insecta; Lepidoptera; Nymphalidae. The record is from the annotation of a GenBank genome assembly.
AUGAGUCAAUUACUGAGAAUAUUGGAGAUACGAGAUGUACUAUCAGAGGAUAAUGUACUACCUUUAAAGGAAAUAGCUAGACGUUUAAACAAUAAUGAGCUGUUAAAAAGAAUAAACAGCUAUGAAACUAACCAUAUAGAAAGAGAAUAUAAAAAUUACUACUCUAUAGAUAAUACAGACAAUACAAAGAAUGAUUUUAAAGAAGCUUAUAAUUAUGCCCACCCCUACGCUAAUAUCAGCAUAACUAAAAGAAAUAGAAUUAAUAACCAAAUUGUGGAAGGAAUUGGAAGUUUUUGGCGAGCGCUUGGACGAAAUCUUAAAAUACCAGAAGGCAAAAUAGAUGACAUUGAUCUGAAACAUCAAUAUGUGGCUGAUAAGGUUUUGGAGUUACUGGAUAUAUAUUACAACCAAAAAGCAGAUCCCCAAAGAUGGUUUUUUGACCUUUGUAAUGCUUUAGAAAAAGCCAGAAGAAAAGAUAUAAGCAAAUCACUGCAAAAUAUAAUGGCAAUGAACAUUUAA